Messenger RNA from Arachis stenosperma, 3145 nucleotides. RefSeq names its product CSC1-like protein At1g69450. Lineage: Eukaryota; Viridiplantae; Streptophyta; Magnoliopsida; Fabales; Fabaceae. The record is from RefSeq and is a predicted model, not a curated record. Gene Ontology annotation, cellular component: plasma membrane. The transcript is spliced from 11 exons. Gene Ontology annotation, molecular function: calcium-activated cation channel activity. The coding region runs from base 143 to 2179 and encodes 678 amino acids.
GUCAAAACUGUUGUUGGCAGAAUAGCUAGAACUUGGGAGACACAUAAAUGAAUGCUCUUCUUGUUCACUUCAACUUCAAGAGGAACUGAAGGCAGAGUCAUAACUUUCUGGGUUCCUUAGCGAUCUUGUUUCAUUGGGAAACAUGAUUGUCUCUGCUCUGUUAACUUCUCUUGGGAUCAACACUGCCCUCUGUGUGUUGUUCUUCAUUCUGUAUUCCAUAUUGAGGAAACAACCCAGCAAUUAUGAAGUUUAUGUGCCGCGCCUUCUGGCCAAAGGAACUUCUAGGAGGCGAAGCCAUUUCAACAUGGAAAGACUAAUACCUUCUCCAGGUUGGGUUGGAAAAGCUUGGAGGCUCUCUGAAGAGGAACUGUUAUCUUUAUCAGGCUUAGACGGUGUUGUGUUUAUGUGCAUUAUAACAUUCAGCUUGAAAAUUUUUACCUUUGCUGGGAUUAUUGGGAUCCUUGUCAUUCUUCCAGUAAAUUGUUGGGGAAGUAACCAACAAGAUUUCGACAUCACCAACUUCGCCAAUAACUCCUUGGAUGUGUUCACCAUAUCAAAUGUAGACAAUGGCUCUAACUGGUUGUGGGUCCACUUCUCUGCUAUAUAUCUUGUCACUGGAUUCAUUUGCUUGCUACUGUUUUAUGAAUAUAGAUACAUAUCUUCAAGAAGAAUUUCGUUUUUUUAUUCAUCCAAACCUCAGCCUCAUCAGUUUACCAUUUUGGCCCGCAGCACUCCUACUUACCCCGGUUGCAGCAUCAGUGAUAGUGUUGAGAACUUCUUUAAAGACCUUUAUCCUUCUAUAUACCUGUCACAUGUGGUUGUUCACCGCACAAGUAAAAUCCGGACACUCUUGAAUGAAUCCAAACAAUUAUAUAAAAGGAUUACUCGGUUACAGUCGGAUUCGGAUCCCACUCUGCCACAGCAUAAUUGUUGUGGCAUUUUUGGACUUUGUGGACGGAAAAGUAAUCUCCAAGAGCGUUACGAAAAGAAGUUAGAGGACAUCGAGGAGAAUGUAAGGUUGAAGCAGUCAAAGGUUUUAUUGGCAGGAGAAGAAGCUCGAGCUGCCUUUGUGUUCUUCAAAACUCGUUUUGGAGCUGCAACUGCUUCCAGUUUGCAGCAGUCCAUCAAUCCCACCCUGUGGAAUACUGAACUAGCUCCAGAACCUCAUGAUGUUUACUGGCCUUUCUUUUCCGAGUCGUUCAUGCAAAGAUGGAUUUCUAAACUGGUCGUUGUAGCUGCAAGUAUUCUUUUCACCAUUUUAUUCCUUAUACCUGUUGUGUUUGUGCAAGGGCUUACCAACCUUAGUCAACUGGAAGUUUUAUUUCCCUUCUUGACUACUAUUCUGACAAUAAAAUUUGUGAGUCAAGUGAUUACUGGAUACCUUCCCAGCCUUAUUCUCCAGUUGUUUCUGAAAUUAGUGCCACCUGUUAUGGAGUUCCUUUCCUCCAUUCAAGGACACAUCUCGCAUAGUUCUAUCGAAUUGAGUGCAACUAAGAAAGUUCUGUGGUUCACAAUAUGGAAUGUGUUUUUUGCAACUGUGUUUUCUGGGUCAGUUCUAUCUAUGCUGUCUAUUUUGCUUGAUCCCAAGGGCAUUCCUUCAAAGCUGGCUGCUGCAGUUCCUGCGCAGGCAUCAUUUUUCAUUGCUUAUGUUGUCACAACAGGAUGGACAAGUGUGUCAUCAGAACUAUUCCGUAUAAUCCCUCUGAUUUUCAGUUUAAUAAGAAGGCCUUUCACAAGUCCGAGUGAUGAAUUCGAAGAAGUCCCAUCUAUUCCAUACCACAGGGAUGUUCCAAGGAUCCUUUUCUUUGGACUUCUUGGCAUUAUCUAUUUCUUUUUGGCUCCACUGAUUUUACCAUUCCUAUUGGCCUAUCUGUGCCUGGCAUACAUCGUGUUCCGCAACCAGUUUAUGAAUGUAUAUGCACCAAAGUAUGAAACUGCUGGGAAAUGUUGGCCGAUCGUGCACAAUUCAAUGAUAUUUUCAAUGGUACUCAUGCACAUCAUUGCAGUGGGAAUCUUUGCACUGAAAAGACUUCCCCUAGCGUCCACCUUGGUAGUUCCUCUUCCGAUCCUCACGCUUCUCUUUAACGAGUACUGUCGGAAACGGUUCCUACCAAUAUUUGUCGCAUAUUCUGCAGAGCAUAUACAUCAAUAUAAGCCUAACUUGGCCAUGAGAAACUGAAAUUGAGGAGCAUGUAAGGGCUUUGUUAAAAUACCUGCUAUUUGGUGCUUGCUUGGUGUAUAGAGGAGCUUCACUGUCCUUCCCCCUGCCUUCUCUCAUUUAAAUGACAAUCUAUCUCCACAUGUUUUGAUUGCUAAUGGAGAGCAGGGUUUGUGUCCAUAUUUAUGGCCAUAUUGUUGUCAGAAAAAAGCAUAACUGAAUCAAUGUGGAUGUUGACGAAUUUAACGUGUCCAAUGAUCCACACUAUUUCAUAUAAGGCAUUAGCCAUGGCGUGGCACUCAGAUUUUGUGGAGCAACGAUGGUUUGCUUCUUUGUCUUCCAUGAAACUCUCUAAUCCCCGAGAAUGUUCAAUACCCAGUUGUGGAGCACCUGGGAUCAAUGCAACUCCCGCAAUAUGACGCAUAUACCGAAAUAUUAAACUUGGAGCUUGCUGAGAAGAGUUGCCUUUGUCUCAGAUCUACCUUAUGGUAUCUCAGCACUUGGUGGACAACAUUCAUCUCAAAUGGGGAGUUCAUGGAUCUAGCAUAUGUUGGGCUUAUUUGGUAAUUGCAAAAGUGAUGUCAGAACGAGAAAUAAUAAGGUAGAUCAAUUGGUCAAUGAGCCUUCUGUAAACUGAUGCAUCUGGGAGAUGCUCAGCUGCUGAAUCUCUAAAUUUCAAAUUAGCAUCCAUGGGAAUUAUAGCAGGUUUGCAAUCCAGGAAAUUCGUGUCUUCUAGUAGUGAGUGUGUAUUUCUUUUAGGAAAAGUAAAUUCCCAUCUUAGAUCUUUCGGGUUUUAAUCCUAGAAAAAACUUGAGAUCGCCUAGUGUCUUGAGCUUGAACAUAUCUUUUCAACUUCUCUUGUACUUUGUUUACAUUGGUAAUGCUUACUGUCCAGCUAUGACGAUAUCAUCCACGUAGACUAGAAGAAAAUUUGUGCUGUUGUGAAUGAAAAAUAAUAACUCUUGCGUUGACUGAAUCCUUGUUUAA